CUGUUUUUUGUUGCAGUUCGUGUCUAAUUGAUCCAUUUUAACUACGGAGAAUCUGAUUAGGGUUAACUUGCCUGGGUCGUGCCAUUGAAGAUUUGAAGUUCGAUCUCGCAUUAUUAUAUUGAACCCAUACCGUAAACUGCCUGAAUGCCCUGGGUCAGCCUUUGAUAACGAACCAGAGUCAGAAUAGAAGAGGUGAAUUGCUGAUGUUUUAGGAUCAUUUGAAAUCGGCAAAUCUCAUUUGAGAAGGAAAAAAAGUAGUAGAAACAAAAGGGUGGACCAGCGCCAGUGACAACAGACUUGAAAACAGAAGGGAAGAGGGGGAAUUGGCAAAUCCCAUUUAAGAAGAGAAAAGAGAAGAAACAUAAUAUAAUGAAUAGUUUGUUAUUGCAGGGAGUGUAUAAAUGGAAGAGUGGGCGAUUGAUAGUGAAGGAUGUUAUUCACAAUUCGAAUCGCUUUCUCAGCACUUCAAGAAAGAAUGAAGAAACAGCUGAAGACAUCUCCAAGGAAAAAUGGCAUGUUGAGUGAAGCUGUUUCAGUGUUCUUGGGCAUUAAAGAUGUUGAGUUUGUACCUAGCCUGCUGUGUUGCAACUCAUUGCUGAAUGAUUUAAUAAAGGGGAACAGAUUGGAUAUGUUUUGGAGCGUGUAUAAUACAAUGGUGGAGAAAAAGAUUGCUCCAGAUGUUUACACUUGUACUAAUGUUAUAAAGGCUUACUGCAAGUCUGGGAAUGCUAGGGAGGCCAGAAAGUUGCUCUUUGAGAUGUCAGAGGAGGGCUGCAUUCCAAAUUUGGUUACUUAUAAUGUGGUGAUCAGAGGGCUGUGUGGCUCAGGGCUUGUUGAAGAGGCAGUUGAGUUGAAUAAGACUAUGGUGGAGAAGGGAUUAAGGCCAGAUAGUUAUACUUAUGCCUCGCUCAUAUAUGGGAUCUGCAAGCAAAAGAGGUCUAAGGAAGCAAUGUUGAUCUUGAAGGAAAUGUGCGAAAUGGGUCUGAAACCAAAUGCUUUUGCUUAUACUCCACUCAUUGGUGGUUUCAUGAGAGAGGGUGAUAUAGAAGAGGCAUUAAAAAUAAAGGAUGAAAUGGUUGCGCAUGGGAUCAAUUUGAAUCUUGUGACCUAUAAUAUUAUGCUGAAUGGGCUCUGCAAAGUCGGUCAGAUGGAGGAAGCUAUAAAUCUGAAGGCUGAAAUGGUUGCUAUGGGUCUAUGCCCUGAGACUAAGACAUACAAUUAUUUGAUUGAGGGAUAUUGCCUACAGAAUAACAUGGAAAAGGCUUGUGAAAUAUUGGUUGAAAUGAAAGAACGAAAUUUGGAACCUAAUGCAUAUACUUAUGGCAUCCUUAUCAACAGAUUCUGUCUGACUGGAGAUCCCAAUAAAGCAAUCCAUUUGUUGGAUCAAAUGAUUGAUGCAGAAAUGCAUGUUGCCCGAUGUCUUUUGCUAUAAUUACAUCAUUAUUGGUCUCUGCAAAGCCGGAAGAAUGGAAGAUGCACAUGUUUGUUUAAAUAAGAUGGAGGAGAGGCAAUUAAUUCCUAAUGGCUACACUUAUGAGCCCUUUAUCUCUGGAUACAUGAAUAAAGGUGAAACACAAAU
Messenger RNA from Cuscuta campestris, 1579 nucleotides. The record is from the annotation of a GenBank genome assembly. NCBI's taxonomy places the organism in Eukaryota, Viridiplantae, Streptophyta, Magnoliopsida, Solanales, Convolvulaceae.